GUCCGACAAGGAAGCCAAGCGAGCAAAGAAGGCGGGCCGCGAAGGCCAAGCCAAGGGAAGGGGAGGGAAGGGACGGGAGCUUGGCAGGGGACCAAGUGGCCAGAGAAGAGAAGAUAGAGGAGGAGGAGGAGAAGGAGGAGAAGACGAGGACUGAACGAACGAAGAACUGAUCGGUGGUGAGGAAGUCGACUCCACGGGAGGAGAAGAAGGAGGAGGGCAGCUGGAGAUUGGAGCUGGCAGGCGGGUCGUGAAUUUAGCAGCAUUGCGACCAUGUACGCAUCCAUGGGGAUGCAGGCGUGUGCUCCUUCUGCGCUGAGCUCGUCCUGCGCCGCGUCGCUGCGGACACAGUGCGCAAAUUCGUCGACAACCACGGCCGCGUCUUCUUCCUCCGCGAAGGUCUUGGGUGUAGAUGUGAGCAGCAGUAAGUCGCUAUGGAAAGGAUCGUCGGUGCAAGACUCUCGCAGCAGCAGCAGCAGCAGCAGACGGUCUCGUGGCUGCUGUGCUUGCCAGGCCAGCUCUGGCUCCGAGAAGGCCUCGUUACUUCAAAAAAUUGGGGAUUCCGUGAAAAACUGUGUACUCUGUGCCGCACUCGCAGCAGCUGUGGCUUUGCCUCAAUUUCCUGUACAGCCAUCAGUCGCGACUGAGUCCUUGCCGGGCCCAGUGUAUUCGGAGUUAGGAGUUCUAAUCGCGGGUCCUCCUAUCAAGGAUGCAAACGCUUUGCUCAGAUACGCCUUGCCUAUAUCGAACAAGCCCAUCAAGGAGGUGCAGAGGACAUUGGAAGGAAUUACCGACGCUCUCAAGCUCCCAGGUGUCAAGGCCAUCGAUCCAGUCGAGCGGGAUGUGAGGCAGGCCUCUCGUCUUAUAAAUCAGAACAAGGAUCAAAUUUUGGCCGAUGUAGCAGAGUCCAAGAAGGAGGAAGCUCGAGCAGCCAUGAGCAGACUGAGUGAUGGCUUGCUUGAGUUCCAGUCUCUCCUGGAGCAAAAGGACAGGGCUGGAAUCUUACCCAAACAGAAGGAGUGUUUAGAAUAUGUAGGGCAAGUGGAAGAGGCCAUGGUGGAGAAGUUCCCGUUCGAAGUGCCGGCUGAGUACGCCAAAAUGCCUCUGUUGAAGGGUCGCGCAAAAGUGGAGAUGAAAGUUAGAGUCAAGGACAAUCCCAACCUGAAGAAUGCAGUGUUCGAGAUGACUGUGGAUGGGUACAAUGCGCCCGUCACGGCCGGCAACUUCAUCGAUUUGGUGGAGCGCCGGUUUUAUGACAACAUGGAGAUUCAAAGAGCGGACGGAUUCGUUGUACAAACAGGAGAUCCAGAUGGUCCUGCGGAAGGAUUUGUUGACCCAGGAACCGGAAAGCUUCGGACAAUCCCUCUGGAAAUCAUGGUGGAAGGGGAGAAGGAGCCCAUUUAUGGUGGAACUCUUGAAGAACUGGGGCGUUUCAGGGAGCAAACUAAGCUACCAUUUAAUGCUUUCGGCACUCUCGCUAUGGCCAGAGAGGAAUUCGAGCCCGAUUCGGCGUCGAGCCAGAUAUUCUGGCUACUGAAGGAGAGCGAGCUUACCCCUAGCAACGCAAACAUUUUGGAUGGAACAUAUUCAGUUUUUGGUUAUGUCACAGACAAUCCGGACUUUUUGGCGGACCUUAAAGUAGGGGAUGUUAUCGAGAGUAUAAGAGUGACAAGUGGCCUAGACAACCUCGUCAACCCCAGCUACAAGGUCGGUGGGGCCUAAUCUCCGUAAUAAUCCCAUUGUACUUUAGAAUUCUUGUCUUCUGGCAAAUGCAGGAGAAGAAUGUCAAAUUAGCCUGCGAUUGGUUGGCGGAUAAUGUGCAGAUUGUUGAAAAUUGAGGAGUAAAGAUACACAG
Marchantia polymorpha subsp. ruderalis is the source of this 1852-nucleotide messenger RNA. NCBI's taxonomy places the organism in Eukaryota, Viridiplantae, Streptophyta, Marchantiopsida, Marchantiales, Marchantiaceae. The record is from the annotation of a GenBank genome assembly.